AUGUUCUAUAAGUACAGCGGCAUUCGUGCAGAAGAGAACAACAAGACCCUGGAAAUGGCGCGGCAAAUGAAGAUUCGCCUCAUGACCGAAGAGGAGGAGUCACUUCAGGCGACUUCCAAGAAGAUCUACUGGGCAUUGGCCAUCUCCGGCACACUCUUGUGCUGCUGCUGCGUGCUCAACAUUCUGCUAAACUCAGCAGGAUGA
Symbiodinium natans is the source of this 204-nucleotide messenger RNA. NCBI's taxonomy places the organism in Eukaryota, Dinophyceae, Suessiales, Symbiodiniaceae. The record is from the annotation of a GenBank genome assembly.